Messenger RNA from Oldenlandia corymbosa var. corymbosa, 1800 nucleotides. The record is from the annotation of a GenBank genome assembly. NCBI's taxonomy places the organism in Eukaryota, Viridiplantae, Streptophyta, Magnoliopsida, Gentianales, Rubiaceae.
GAUGAACUAAAAUUUUCAUAUCACUAGCCAAGUAUCUAUCUCCAUCUAUUCUAUUCGAUUUAGAGGAAGGGGAGUCUAUAGAACCAUCUCGUGGACUACCCAACACCAUAUGAUACCCCUUUUUGUCCUCAUCCCACAUUAUCGGACUUUUGGAGGGAAUUUUAUGUUGCAGAAAGAAAAAAGAAAAUUAUUAAGACGUCUACUGGGGGGUUUUAGGAUCAGGGGUUUUUUGUGUAACCUAAACCCCUCUCUUCCCGGCGGGUAUCGGCUGAGGGAAUCUCCGAGCAAAGUUUCCUCCGGCGGCAUUUCGGUGAUAUAACCUCUGCAUCAUGGGGAAAGGGGCGAGAAACAAGAACCAACCAGCACAAAUCAAUGAAGCCAGUUUUGGAACCCUCAAUAACUCCAUAACUGGUGUACUUGAAGCUGUGAAAGAAAUGUCGCUACGACUUGAUGAAAUUUCAUCUACUGUGAACACUGUUGUUAACAACUGCAAGAAUGCAGAUGCGGCCUCUGCAAAAUCAACUUCAGCUAAGCCUAUCACGUGUGUUGAUUCUAAUCGAGAUGUUGUUGGGGAGUUCCAUAAGUUGAAACAAACCAGCACUGUUGAAGAGUACGAAGAGAAGUUUGUGAAGUUGAGAGACUUGAUGGUGAAAAUGAAUUGUGGACUCUCAGAAGGUUAUUUGAUUUCCUGCUUCCUGAGUGGACUCAAGUCAGGGAUAAAACAUUCAAUUGCGAAUCGCAAACCUGAGACUCUUUAUCAUGCUUUCAACCUUGCACGGAUCCAGGAGAUAACAAUCAAAGAGACAAAAGGCAGCGUGAUGGAAGACAAAUUGAUGAAAGACAAACUAAGGUCUUCAUCAGGUGGGGACGAUCCUAACUUGCAAUGUGAACAGGUUCUGGUAUCUUUAAAUCCUGACAGCCCUCUCAAAUUCAGAGCUUUAGUGGGAGAAAGGGAAGUGAAAGUCCUGAUAUCCCCUGGAAUUGAUUGUAGUUACAUUGAUACUUCUCUAGCAAUCACAGCAGGGAGCAAGAUUGAGGAGGCUGAACCCUUACUGGUGGACUUUUUAAUGCUUGGCUACAAGGCAGUAAGCCGUUUCAGAUGUCCAAAUUUCGAGUGGAUGGUGAAGGGUCAUAAAUUUCAUGUUGAGGCGAGGAUUGUUGAGAUAAAGGCAGCAUACGACAUCGUGUUAGGUGCGGAUUGGUUGAAUGAAAACAACCCUGUGAGCUUCUGUGCUAAUGGAAUGAUCUACCACCAGAAGGGAGAAGAGUUUAUAAUCUUGAUGGAGGAGACAGGACCAUAUAAGACCAAGAGGAGGAGGAGAAUUUGCUAUGAUGCUGAGGGGGUUUAUGCCAAGGAGGAAGAAAGGGGAAUACCAUUGUCGAGUUUUUACGCGGGACUCGAAUCCAUUGGGAGCUAUAAGGGGAUGCUAUCGAAAUUGGAAGAAGAUUAUUUGUUCUAGUAAAAAAGGGUUGCAAUGUCUUUGGCCUUCCUGGUUGACAAAUGUGGUUCGUUGCUUAAGAUUUCGGUUCUUCACUUAUUGAGUAAUGCCUCUAGUUGCAGUAUUUUUGGUGAUGGCAGAUGUGGUACAAUGUCCAUUUGCCCCCUUGUUGUUUGUUCAUUUUCAUGGAUGUAUAGCCUUUCUCUGCUUAUCAUCUGCUUUUAUCAGGUUCAAAGUUCAAAAUGGUCAAGGAUAAAUCACUGCUUAUAUAUAUAUAUGUAACUUCAAAUGCUCUGAUAAAUGAAAGAUCAAAUCUUCAUGAUUUGGGAUCCCACAAAAAGUGUAACUGAUUGUUUAAACG